Molecule: messenger RNA, 360 nt
Organism: Miscanthus lutarioriparius
Lineage: Eukaryota; Viridiplantae; Streptophyta; Magnoliopsida; Poales; Poaceae
Source: the annotation of a GenBank genome assembly
AUGGACAGCGCCACGCAGGUCGACCGAGAACUUGUCGCCUGCUGGACGGAGGAGAAGGCGGCCUGCUCGCGCCGCCUGAGCUACCUCAGGGACUACUGUCCCUUUCAAAGGGAGGAAGAGGAGGUGGGGGACGAGGGGAGCGAGCUGGAGACGACGACGACACGACCGAAGGCAGAGCCCGGUCACGCGGAGGUGCGGCCGGUGAAGACUAAACUGCCGUUCCACAGUCCGGAAUCCGAGGCCGAGUUCGUGAAGGCGAUUCGUUCGAGGUACCUGCUUAAGGUGAAGGACGACUUCUUAUUCCGCCAUGCAUACGAAAGAAAUCGUGCUCGAGCAGCAGAGCCUGAUGGCCGCCGGUGA